Messenger RNA from Telopea speciosissima, 2616 nucleotides. Its product is annotated as protein FAR1-RELATED SEQUENCE 5-like. Lineage: Eukaryota; Viridiplantae; Streptophyta; Magnoliopsida; Proteales; Proteaceae. The record is from RefSeq and is a predicted model, not a curated record. Gene Ontology annotation, biological process: regulation of DNA-templated transcription. Gene Ontology annotation, molecular function: zinc ion binding. The coding region runs from base 1 to 2616 and encodes 871 amino acids. The transcript has 4 exons.
AUGUCAAAGACUGUCAUAGGUGGUAAAUGGCAGAAGUCAAAAGGAACAAGAACAAUGACAGAUUCUAAUGUAGACAAAGCAGUAGAGAGUCAACGAGAUGGUGAUUUCAGUUUUGCUUGUCAUAGUUUUAGAGGGAACAAAAAAAUGGAACAUGACGAUGGAUUAUCGUAUACUAUUGUCGAUGGAUCUAUGGCGGAGGUUAUUAUACCAUAUAGAGACUUAGAGGAUGCGUAUGCUAAUGAAGGUCCCUCUGAUAUGGAGGAAGCUCUUCGAUUAGAUGUGGAAGAUAUUGAAAAGGAAUUAAAUAGUAGGGACAUGGUAGUUGAUGAUGGAAGUGAUAUAACAAAUGGAAAUAUAGUAAAUCAUGUAUUUGUGGAUGAACCAAGUGAGAAUGGUGAUGGGGGAGAAAAUUUGUUUGUUGAUGAUCCAACGGAACACUUUGACAAUCCUGUUGAGCAUAAUGAGGAACUAUGUAUUGGGAAGUAUUUUGCCAAUGCAAACGCUGCAUAUGAAUUUUAUAACAAUUAUGCUCGGAAUAUGGAAUUUAGUGUUCGGAAAUCUAAAGUGGAGAGGUCAAGGAAAAGGAAAGAAGGAAUGGACGUGGAUGGGGAUGUCUUGUCUCGCAUGUAUGUUUGUAGUAGGGAAGGUUUUAAGGAUUGCAAAGAUAAAAGACAAGAAAGGAAAGAUGUUACUCGUCGAGCUGAUAGUAGAGUUGGUUGUCCUGCUCGUUUGCGGGUAAAAUCAAUUGAAGGGGGCUUGGUUGUUGACCAAUUUAUUUCAGCCCACAACCAUAGCCUCGUGGAACCCGCUGAAAUUUAUCGGCUUCGCUCACAUCAAUGGCUCUCAGACUUGGUUGUACAGAUUGCAAACACUCUAGAUGAUUGUGGUAUUGGACCGGCAACUAUUUAUGAGGUUGUGAAAUCUAUGUCUGGUGGGGCCUCCAAGGUGGGUUUGCCAGAGUUGGCAUUUAAGAAUUUUAUGAAGAGACAAAAUCAGAAGUUUCUUGGGAUGGACUUAAAAAAGUUAAUAGAAUAUUUGCACCAUUCCAAACUGUGUGAUCCUCAAUUCUUUUGCAAAAUGGCUACAACAGAUGAUGGUACUAUACGGGGUAUCUUUUGGGUUGAUGGGGCGGCGAGGGCUGCAUAUCAUGUAUUUGGGGAUGUAGUGGUAUUUGAUACAACAUACAAGAAGAAUCGAUAUCACUUCCCGUUUGGUCCCUUUACCGGAGUAAAUCAUCAUGGUCAAAGUAUUUUGUUUGGAUGUGGGUUGGUAGCUGAUGAGACAAUUGAGUCGUUUAUUUGGUUAUUCUCUACAUGGUUGAAAGCAAUGGGGGAUCAACCACCAGUUGCAAUUAUUACAGACCAAUGUCCAUCAUUGUUGACGGCCAUUCCACAUGUGUUUCCUAGGGCAAAGCAUAGGUAUUGCUCUUGGCAUGUGCAAAAACAUUGCAUGGAACACUUGAGCCAUUUGUAUGGGACGAGUCAGUCAUUCAAACAGGAUUUUGGGAGGUGUAUAUACGGUAGUAAGACGGAGAUUGAAUUUGAGACACGUUGGCAAGAGUUAUUAGUAAAUUAUAAUCUCGUUGAACAUGCGUGGCUGAAGAAAAUGUACGAGCAACGGGUGCAUUGGGUACCACUAUAUCUAAGAGGUACUUUCUUUGCCGGCAUGUCAUCUACACAAAGAAGCGAGGGGAUGAACUAUUACUUUCGCGGUUACUUUAAGCAAUCAAUCCCAUUGUACAAGUUUGCACGACAAUACGAAAGGGCUGUAGAGAGACGUCGGGAGAGGGAAGCUAGUAGUAAUUUUGCUUGUAUAAACACAAACCCUCCAUUGUUAGUUGGUAGUCCUUUGGAGGUGCAUGCAUCUAAAGUGUACACAAGGAAGAUUUUUGAAAUCUUUAAGAAACAUUGGUCUCAAACACUAGGAUUGACAGCCUCGUUAAUGGAAGUACAUGGUCAAAAGCAAAAAUAUUUGGUGGGUCCCUUUGAUGUUCCCGAAGAGUAUAAGUGUGAAGUUUGGUUUGACCUUGAUGCCGGUGUUGUCACUUGUAGCUGUAAAUUGUUUGAGUUUAUGGGUUUGUUAUGCAAACACAUCUUGCGAGUCUUCCAUAAGACGGACCUCAAGGAGAUACCUUCCCAAUAUCUCCUAAAACGGUGGACCAUGGAUGCAAGGCAUUAUUUGUCGAGUCACAAAGAAGUAAGUGAUGGAGGUUUUGGAUCAGUAACAAGUAUGUGGGCUUUCCAAGAUGCCGUUAGGCGUUUGAUAGCCACAAUCAGUGGUUCACAAGAGGCAUGUGAUUCUGCUACGGUUGCAUUGGGGAUUGUGAAUCAGAAAAUCUUACAAGCAAUGGGUGAAUCCAAUUCACAAACUUUUGGUGUUGACCCACAACCCUCUGCCAAUGCUACACAUGACCUAUAUCGUAAUCUCCAUAUUCCUAUGGAUGUGGUUACAAAGGGUCGGCCUAAUGAAAGUCGUAGUAAACAUCCAAUGGAGAUGACAAGUGGAAGGAAGAAUAGAUGUGGCAACUGUAAGGAGUUAGGGCAUAACAAGUCCACUUGUAAGAAGGUAGUAUCAGCAUCGGCAAAUGAUUUCAAUGGCCAGUGCAAUGAAGAAUAG